AUGCCAGCCCGCCUGAGCUGCGAGUCUGAGAAAAGACCCGGCAGUCAGUGGUCGCCUGCCAGUACACGGACCAAUCUCAAUCUGGUGGGGGUCGACCGGCACCUAGCACACCACCAGCCCAGCACCUCCAACGCCAAGCAGUCGUCCGACUUGCAGGAUUCGGAUCCGAGACCGGGGUCCGGAUUAGACCAGAACACCAGCAAAACCGCCGUCAAUGAUCUGAGCGACGACUGCGACCGCUACGAAGCCGAGAACGAACCGGCGACUACGAGAAUAACCAAGAGGAGAACAAGUGCCGAUCUGCGGUCCGUGGCUGCGAGAAGCCGCCGCGCAGGAAACUUCAAUUGGAAACUGGCACGGUCGCGUGAUGCAUCUCCCGAACACCUAGCAAACUCUCCAUCUCACGAAACGCCCGCCGUCAAUCCUUCUCUUAUCAUCGGCGACGGCAUCGACGGCCUUGCUGCCCCAAGCCCCAGGAUGGAAAAGCUUCCAAUCGAGUCGAGGGGGAGGCGAGGGCCCAACACAAAGACCUACCGAUCGAGAAGCCCAUGGUAUACGUCAAUGCGCACCUUAAUGGUUACAGUGGCCGGCCUGUUUUGCCUAGGCCUUAUCGUUCAUUCGCUCAAUACCAGGCAGCUUGACCCAAAAGGCUGCCGGAUGGCUUGGAUGCACCCCUCGUACCACCAGCUCGACGAGUUCGAUACCGAACACACCCGCUUUGCCAGCAAAUACUCUCUGUACCUCUACAGGGAUGCCGGUAUUGACCGGGACACAAAGCUGAGGGGCAUACCGGUCCUUUUCAUCCCAGGCAAUGCUGGAAGUUACAGACAAGUUAGGUCGAUCGCUUCCGAGGCCGCAACCCACUAUCACGAUGUCGUACGACACGACGAAAAAGCGCUCAGGCGAGGUGCUCGGCCUCUUGACUUCUUCUCGGUUGACUUCAACGAGGACUUCACCGCGUUCCAUGGCAGGACACUGCUGGACCAAGCCGAAUAUCUAAACGAAGCUGUGCGCUACAUUCUAUCUCUAUAUCUCGAUCCGCGCAAGUCAGAGCGGGAAUCGGGUGUACCUGACCCAACUUCGGUCAUCGUCAUCGGCCACUCCAUGGGUGGCGUGGUGGCUCGUACCAUGUUGACGAUGGCGAAUUAUCAAGCCAAUUCUAUAAACACCAUCCUCACAAUGUCGGCACCCCAUGCUCGAGCUCCUGUCUCUUUUGACGGUUUGAUGGUUCGCACAUACAGGGAAAUCAAUGACUACUGGCGCCGCGCCUUUCUGAAGCUUUCGCCGAGGGAAAACCCCCUGGAACAGGUGACACUGGUCUCCGUGGCUGGUGGUGGUCUGGACACAAUCGUGCCUUCGGACUACGCAAGCAUUGAGUCCCUCGUUCCGGGAACGCAUGGAUUCACAGUCUACACGUCUUCCAUACCAACUGUGUGGACUAGUAUGGACCAUCAAGCCAUCAUGUGGUGCGAUCAAUUCCGCAAAGUGGUCUCCCGCGCUUUGUACGAUAUCGUGGAUAUUCGUCGGCCAUCUCAGACAAAGGGGCGGUCAGAACGCAUGCGCAAGUUGAAGCGAUGGUUUUUGACCGGCAUGGAGAGCAACAUGGAGAGGGAUUCUGCUCGUUCCGAAGCAAGUACACUACUAAUCCUUGACGAUACCUCGAAUGACAUUGCCAGGCAAGGAGAGCGAUUUGUGUUGCGUGAAUUCGGCUCUAAGCCUGGUGGGAAGGGAAGGGCAUACCUGCUGCCGAUACCGCCGCCUAAUUCCCCUGCUGGGAAGCAAUUGAAUAUCCUGACCGAUCAGAGACUGGGUAACUCUGGGGAUCCAAGUCAGAUUGAAGUAUUGUUUUGCAGUAUGAGUGCCUCGUCUCAACAAGGCCAGACCGCCGCGACUUCUUUCUACACGAAACUGGACCUGUCCGAAGGAGAUAGCACGAGCUCUACUCAUCUGGCCUGCAAGAAUGCUGCUUCCGACGUCAUACAGCUUCCUCGAUCAACGCGGACGACUCGCUAUCCUUUUUAUCUCGAUGGCGAGCAGGUUCUUUCCCCAUUUUCCUAUCUCCAUUACGACGUGGAUGAAAUUGCGUCAGAAUACCAGUUUGUUGCGAUUGUCGACAAGUCAUGGCAUCUGACUGCGGGCUUCCUGAUCAGCGAGUUCAACGAUCUGUCUCAGUCUCAUAGCGUGCAGAGAAUUGGCCUGAAGCAUCUCCUUACGGCUGGGCUGGAUUUCGAAAUGCCGUCGGACCGCCCCAUGGUCACCGAAGUCAAGAUUCCGUCAAUGCGAUCAAGUCUCCUCGCAUACAACCUCGAGAUUAGCAAGAAAGCUUGCCAAGGGAGAAAUGCCGACGAACUAUUUACGCCCCUCGUGAGGCAAUAUCUGACGGAGCCCUACGAAUCAAAGUUUUACGUCAACGUCAGCCGAGCCUCCAUCAGUCUUCACGGAGUGGCUCCGUACGUUCCUCCUCCAAUGACACCCAGGCUGGAUGGAGAGGAUGGAUUGAGCCUUCAGUUUUGGACUGAUCCGACAUGCGGCGGAAGCGUACGCGUGAAACUGACAGUGGAUUUCAUGGGAAGCAUGGGCAAACUUUAUAUGCGUUACCGCACUGUAUUUGCUUGUUUCCCCCUACUCGUUGCUGCUCUUGUCCUCAGCAAGCAGUUCAACAUUUAUGAUGAGACGGGCGUCUUCAUUCCUUUCACGCAAGGCCUGGACCUAGCGUUGAGACGGUCUAUUCCUCUUCUCCUCGCUGGUCUCACCGUCUUAUCCAUCGUUAUGGGCGAGUCUGAAGCCAGCUCGAGCGCAUCACCCCUAUCGGAACAUUAUCACCGGCAGAAUACAACCGACACCAACGCUGUGGACUUUUAUCAGAACGAUCUCCUGAUCGGCACGAGGGAUAUCUUCUUCUGGUUCAUGGUGCCAUUGAUCGGUCUGGUCAGCAUUGGCGCUUGUGCAGCCCUCAACUACAGCUUUCUGGGUUUGUCGCAGCUGCUUUCCUUCCUUUUCGGCCUGCUCAAGGUUCGCUUUGCAUGGCGAAACCGGCACGAUGGGUACCGCAACGGGUCAGCAUCUCCCUCGUCUACAAAGACGUCUUUUCGAGUGUGCUCACCCCGCCGGCGUGUGGUCACAACAUUGAUACUGCUUUUUUUCGUUGCCACCUUUGUGCCAUACCAGUUCGCAUACGUGGUCUGCUGCAUCGUGCAACUUACAACGACUGUGCGAGCGCUAAGAAUCACGUCAGAUGCGCAGAUGGCUCCAUCCUCGUCGAACGCUACAUCAUCAGAAAAGUCCGCGACCAACAGCACAAACCAGCACAACCUGAAUUUCUACAACUAUGUUCACUCGAUACUAGUUUUGAUGAUUUGGGUCAUGCCCAUAGAUGUGCCAGUUCUGCUCGUCUGGGUCCGCAAUUUGGCGUUGAACUGGAUGACGCCCUUCUCAUCCCACCAUAACGUUCUGUCCAUCAUUCCAUUCAUUGUGCUGGUGGAGACACAUACAACGGGUAAGAUGGUGCCGCGUGUAACCUCGCGCCCGCUCCGCCACGUUUCAGGCAUCAUUCUCACCGGCACAGCGGUCUACGCGGCAAUAUAUGGCGUUUCAUACGCAUACGUGCUGCAUCACCUCGUCAAUAUCUUUGCGGCCUGGCUAGUCGCGGUUCAUCUGACAACUGCGGCUGCUGCCGUUGCCGGGAGCAGCAACGGUGGGGGUUUUGCGUCUUUCUCGUCUUCCUCUUACACGAUGUCGUCAAUCUCGUCAUUGUUUGAGAAUGGACAAGUUAUUGAUCAGAAAGGGGGCAAGAUCCCAUAA
Molecule: messenger RNA, 3801 nt
Organism: Pyricularia pennisetigena
Lineage: Eukaryota; Fungi; Ascomycota; Sordariomycetes; Magnaporthales; Pyriculariaceae
Exons: 2
Coding region: 1-3801 (1266 amino acids)
Biological process (GO): endoplasmic reticulum to Golgi vesicle-mediated transport; GPI anchor metabolic process
Cellular component (GO): endoplasmic reticulum
Molecular function (GO): phosphatidylinositol deacylase activity
Source: RefSeq, a predicted model, not a curated record